AUGCUCCGCGCCGGCCUCGCAGCCCUCGCCCUCGUGGCAGCGGCCACCGCAGCCCCUAUCACAGAGCCCACGAAGACACUGCAGGCGCGCCAGUUGACAAUCGGAGACCCAUCAUCGCCAUCUCCCACAUUCAUCAUCCUGCCCCCAGUCGUGGGCGGCCUGAACCCGUCCACCAAACGAGCAACGAGCACACUGGCAGCCCGCCAGUUCACCUGGGGCGACCCGUCGACCUGGUUCGGGUCCGGCGACGAACAGCCCCCGACUCCCUCGCCCACAUUCAUCAUCCUGCCCCCCGUCGUAGGCGGCCUGAACCCGUCGACCAAGCGGGCAACGAGCACACUGGAAGCGCGCCAGCUCACCAUCGGCGUCCCAUCGACCGGCCCUAUUGUCCCGGAUCAGCCCAUCCCGGGUGGGUCUAUUGUGCCAGACCCGGAGGUCCCCAGCGGUCCGGUCCAGAUCAGCGAUUAG
This is a messenger RNA of Anthostomella pinea, 468 nucleotides long. The record is from the annotation of a GenBank genome assembly. Lineage: Eukaryota; Fungi; Ascomycota; Sordariomycetes; Xylariales; Xylariaceae.